GAGGUUGCUGCUCCUCUUCAUUUAUUAGAAGCCCCUCCACCACCACCUUGGGUUCCCCAAUACCAAACCAGUAGAGAGGGAGGGAAAGGGAGAGACAUGGAGAAGUCUCUUGCAUGGGCUUCCUGCGGCGAGGAGGAGAAGGCCUGUGUGGGUUGGAUCAAGAGGUACUUCAACGACUGUGUGUGGAGUCCAAGUGGUGAGCUAUCUUUCGGCCUCGGCAUGAUCAGCCUCUUGUGCUGGGGGAUAGCAGAGAUCCCACAGAUCAUCACCAACUUUCACAGCAAGUCUGGCCAUGGCGUCUCCUUUGCUUUCCUCCUCACCUGGGUCAUCGGUGACAUCUUCAACCUGGUGGGUUGCCUUCUCGAACCAGUAACGUUGCCUACCCAGCUCUAUACAGCGCUGUUAUACACGGCCACCACAGUUGUUUUAGUGCUGCAGACUCUGUACUAUGAUUACUGGGUAAGAUGGUGGAAGAAGAGAGGUUUACAGGCUCCACUAGAGGUUGAGGAAGGCAGCUGCAAACGUUUGAAUCCAAAGAAUGAGGAUCUCAGCCGACCCUUACCGACUCUCACUGCCUCGCGGAGAACAUCGUCUCGUGUAGAUGUAUACUAUACGUCAGCAAGGUCUUUGGCGAGCAGUGGGACUCCACCGUGUCGGUCGUCCUACCUUGGAAUUGGGCCAGCUCGCAGUGGUCCGUCGGCCUCCGGGUACAUGGAGUCGUCGGGUUCUGAUGAGGAGGGCUCGCCGAGGCACCAAUCACGGAGCAGCGGCGUGAGCAAUCCCAAGAAAGUUGUCGCUCGCUCGGUUAGCUAUGGAACUUUUGCAGCUGGCGCAGCCAGUCUACCAUUUCAAACCAAAGCUUUAAUGGAAGUACAGACAGGAUUAGCAGUAGGAAGAACCGUGCAGGUCUAUGGGGAAGGAGGCAUAAGAUCAUUGGAAGGGAACACUUAUGGGCUGCUGUUAGGAUGGAUUAUGGCGGCCAUUUACACGGGAGGCCGCCUGCCCCAAAUAUAUUUGAAUAUUAAGCGUGGGAGUGUGGAGGGAUUAAAUCCUCUGAUGUUCUUGUUUGCACUCAUUGCCAAUGCUACUUAUGUCGGAAGCAUACUCUCGAGGAGUGUCGAGUGGGAAAGAAUCAAGGCUAAUGCACCUUGGUUGCUGGAUGCAAUCGUUUGUGUGCUCCUUGAUCUCUUUAUCAUCAUACAGUUUGUCUACUACAAGCUCGUGCACAAAAGGAUGGCAAACAAUGAAGAUGACUACCAAGGCUUUACAGAAACCAAAAAGAACCUUUUCUGAAAGCUGUGGGGUGUGUGGUACGAAUUCCAGGUUAUAAUUCACAUACCAAGAUACUGAGCAUCAUCCUGCUAUGGUAUAUUUAUGCUUCUCUUCAUGUACGUCGACGACUAUUACCAAUAUACAAGGCACUUCACCAUUUAGUCGAUGAUAUUUCCAA
This is a messenger RNA of Musa acuminata AAA Group (dessert banana), 1450 nucleotides long. RefSeq lists its product as uncharacterized. The record is from RefSeq and is a predicted model, not a curated record. Gene Ontology annotation, cellular component: membrane. Bases 97 to 1293 code for a protein of 398 amino acids. NCBI's taxonomy places the organism in Eukaryota, Viridiplantae, Streptophyta, Magnoliopsida, Zingiberales, Musaceae. The transcript has 13 exons.